GGAAGCGGCGGCGUCCGUCGCGCCAUCUGCCGUGCGGUGAGCGCGAUCGAUGAAACCGGAAGCCGGGCGGGCCAUUCUCGUGUUGUACAGAUGCCUCGCCAGCGUUGGCCACAGUGGGCCACAUGUGUCUCGCGCACCGCUUUCUCGUGGAAAAGGCUCUCGCCGAAAAUGCGCCGUGUUUACGUAAUCGCAAGCGGUAACGCGAUGCCACACCGGUUCUGGUAGACGCGCGCAUCCACCGUGAGCAUCGUACGCGAUCGUAUUGGACAGAAAGGUAACGCCGUGGCGAGUUUACGGGUCGAGUAGUAGUAGCGGCCGCCGAGAAAAACCGGACCCUACACGCCACGACACGGCCCGUGUGGCAGCCUGUGUGCGCCGUUGUCCGCUACCAGCGCGCUGUCGCAGUAAGUCACGGUCGUAUGGUGGUGCGACGACGAUCGUUCGUUCGUCCGUACGAGGGCAGAUUCACGAGGCAAGACGCAGUUUCGAUCGUAUCGCCGCGUAUCGCGGCGAGUUCGCGCCGUUGGCUCGUCGAUAUCGUCGCUAAAGCGCAGAGUCAGCGCGCAAUCGCCUAACCCCAUACGCCGGAGAGUGAGCACGAGGCGCCUCGUGCGUCGCGAUUUUCAUUGCCGCGAUCGAACGUGCGCACCGUCGUAGAGGUCGGGCCUGUGCGGUGUACCUCGUGUCUCGUCGCGCAGCGCGUCGGAUUUGCGGCCUGAGUGCGUAAAGUCAGUGUGAGGAUUCAUCGCGUGCGAGGUGACCGCGCGCGCGCGACCGCUUAAAAGAGCCGAGAGUCGAGAGCGGGCAGGCUGUCUUUUCUCUGCCCUACCGACGACGACACGAGUAGUCUUCUCGUCAGCGACGUGCAGCUAGCGGUAGCGGUAAUAGUAACGAUAGCAGUAGUACUAGCAGUAGAGACAUGAAGAGUUUCUGUGCUUCGAGACUGUGAAGUGGAGGUUAGAGAUCCGCCGUGUCUGCUGCGUGAAUUGCGUGCGCGCGCGCGUCGCGAAUCAACCGUUCCCGAGAAGGAGAAGCGACAAGCUCGAGUCGCUCCAGCUCCCCCGCGAGCGCGGCGAGUCCGGACACGCGACGGUAAUUCCUCGCGGAUCGAGUGCGCACUAGUGCGACCUCGUGCGCGGUUACUCCGUGGAACCUCGUGUUUUUGCUCACGGUGUUUUUGCUCGUGUGCCUGCAAGAUGGCGGCCAAGGUAGCCAGUGGCGCGCAGAGCGGUAGCGAACGGCCGGAAGGCCCCGGCCAGUCCUACGCCAGUGUGCUGAACCCGAAGAGUGGCAUCGAGAGCCGAGCGAAGACGUGCACAGGCAACAACAAAGAGAAUAUGGGUGGUCAGUCGGUUAAUCGGGUGACAACGAUGCUGCAGCAGCAGCGUCAGUUACAUCAGAAUCAGCAGCAGCAGCAACAGCAGCAGCAGCAGCAGCAGCAGACGACAACUGUGAAGGAGCAGACCACCACGUCAACGAUGGCAUCGAGCGUCGUCAGAGGCAAGUCCUAUCAGAGAACCGGCCGGUGUCAGCCGACACAGCCUGCGAGCAAGUGUUCGGACAAACAUUUUCGCAGUGAUAGUCCGUCGAAUAUGUCGUGGAGUGUCUUCGUCGACAUGGACAGACCGAUCGCCGGCGUCCGUAAGGAGGCGCUGACUGCGUCGCCGCGCGAUAAUGACGUCGACGAGCAGUUGAACAACGGCGACGUGGGCAGUGACGGCGAGUUCCAAACGGUCGCGCCGAAGAGCGCUCGGCGUAAGGAGAAAUUGCGCGAGCAGCAUCAGCGAGACCAUCACCGGGAGCGUCAUCGGUUACGCGACAACAACCGUCACCAGCAGCAGCAAGCACGUGGUCUCGGCGGAGUCGGCGCCGGCGCCGGCGCCGGAGGCGUCGGUAGGGGCGGCAGCAAUGAGCGCUCGCACAAGGAACGUGGUGAUCGCAACGUCACCUUCGUCGUCGCUGCCGCCGGAGCUGCCGCUGUUACCACCGCUGCCACAGAGCACAGUUCCAGGGAGACUCAUCGGGGAGACGAUCAGGAUGCCGAGGCUGAGGCGCAAUCGGCGCCCCAGCCACUUCCCAUCAAGUACGUCGAAGCACCCUUGCCCGCGGUAAACCCUUGGACGAAGAGCAGAACGUCGCCGGCGACGCAAAACGCCACCGCGACGCUGGCUUCCACUAGCGUCCUCACCACGACCAUGCAGGUCGACAGGCAGAGCGACAGGGAGAAGAGGGUGCUGCAGCCACAACAGCAACAGCAGCAGCAACAGCAACAGCAGCAAGGUGCAACCACCGAAAAUGGUGUCAAUAGUAGCGUCCAACCUACGAUUGUCAAAGCUCCCAGAGAUAGGAGAAAAUUCAACCAAAAGGCAAGUGACUUUACAGACAUCGGAGAUUGGCCAACUUUGGGAACACAGGGAGAGAAAAAGACAAUCACAUCACCGCCGAAGCAAAAUGGUACCUUGAUGGUUGAACCGAACAAUUCCAAAGAGACCAAUACCAGUAACGUUGAAAGCAGGGGGAAGGAGAAUAAGGAGCAGAACCACUGCCAAGACGAUAGUGACGAACAUAUGGAUAAUAGUGAAAAGAAAAGGAAAGUGAACAAGCAAAAAUGGGUCAAGCUGAAUAUCGACUUGACGAAAAAUCAUGGUAAACGUGAACGGUCGCCAAAGUAUCAGAAUCAGAGGGAAAGGAACAGUGAAGAUGGUGAACAAACGUGGCGUGAGAGGGACUACGACCGAUCGACAGGAUACAAUAGCUAUCGAGGUAGUCGCGGUGGAAGGAGUUACAGAGGUAGAGGACGCGGCGGCGGACGUGGUGGCGCACGAAGCGGUAGUUUCAGACACCGACAGGAUCACGAGUAUCAGAAUUAUGCAAGCACGGAUUACGUGCAAAUGCUUAAAUACGAACAGCCAGAUCCUACAUACAUGAUGGGGCAUUGUUCAGGGACGUACUAUUACAGCGAUUACCUUAACUUAGAUACUAAUACGUUAAAGGAAUAUAUACGGAAACAAAUAGAGUAUUACUUUAGCGAGGAAAAUCUUAUGCGAGACUUCUUCCUUCGUCGUAAAAUGGAUGUUCAGGGAUUUUUACCUAUCACUUUGAUCGCAUCCUUUUAUCGUGUACAAACUUUAACUACGGAUGUACGUUUAGUGACAGAGGCAAUUAUGGAAUCUGAUAAACUAGAAUUAGUAGAUGGGUACAAGGUUAGAACAAGGUUUGAUCCAUCAAAAUGGCCUAUCCUAGAUACAGCGGACAAACCAUUCUUUUCAGAUUCUUCGGAAUUAUUUAUGCCACUUCAAAAUGAAAUAAUACCUGAUGUAGUUGAAAGUGAAUUUUAUCCUGCAGCAAGGCCUUUACCUAGCAUACCUGAACCCAUUGUAGUUCCAUUUAUUCUUCAAACUGACCAUACCAUUCCGAUGCCAGGAACGUGUAAUGAAUCGGAAAGUAUUCUUUCCCUGGUAGAGCCUUUAAAUCCUGAUGUGCCAGAAUUUAUACCGACGGAAUUGACAGUGAAUAGUAAUAACCUACCUACAACUACGAACGAAAGUAAUGAAACGAAGAAUGAAGAGCAGUCUGUAAAAGCAAAAGAAAUAUCCGAACCAACAAAUAUCAUUAUAACUUCUAUUUCGAGUCAUAAUUCUCUCAUAAAGGAAGACAAUAAAUUACCAGCUACGACACAUUCUUCUAUUUUAAAUUGCUCGUCAGAAGACCAAGAAAACGAAAAAUCAAAUUCAAGUGACGACAAUUGGCAAAAGGUGAAAAGAAAAGUUAAACAGCCGCACAAGAAGAAAGGGAACCCAGAUAUUAAUAAAAGCGAGGAACGAGAAGUACUGCAUUUUAAAUUCGACGAGGAAAUGGAUGAAACAGAUGGAUCUGAUGACGAAGGCGAUAUAUCAGAUAGGGAGAUCAAUAAAAUCAUUAUCGUCACGCAAACGUCUAGAGUUCCAAAACACGAAGGAUAUGACAGAACCGGAGACUGGAUAACGAGAGUAAAAAUGAGUCGAGAUUUGGAGCGGGCUAUUAAUGACGGAUUAUUUUGUUACGAAGAAGAUUUAUGGACGCAAGAUCGUCAGAGGUAUGGUUCAUCGUCGUCUAUCGGAAGUUACAAGACCAUCAAUGUCAUUAGUCAAGAGGACUUUGAAAAAAUGGCACCAAAAGCUCCUAGAAAAGCAAAUCCAGAAUUACCACCACCACCUCCUUCUAUUAAAGACGACUUGGAAAUUGUCCAGCCAUCAUCACAGCUACCAUCUACGAGUCAGGAGUGUCAAGAAAGAAAAGAGCGUAGGACAGAGAAAAACCGUUGGAACGAAAGAUCAAGGAUCGAGAGGGAAGAGCGAAGAAGUGCGCCUCGUUUCUUUGCUGUUGUAAAGGACGGACCAUCCGUUGAUCCGAGAACACCUCGAAAGAGGAAAACCCGUCAUAGCAAUAACCCUCCGGUGGAACAUCAUGUCGGUUGGAUCAUGGAUGUUCGAGAGCAUCGUCCCCGUACAUAUUCUACAGGGAGUAGCGCAGGCACUAGUCCUAACGAAGGCUACUUGUCGAGUAGUUACGGCAGCGUACCACAAGCUUUACCUACGUUCCAACAUCCGAGUCAUGCUUUGUUGAAGGAAAACGGUUUCACUCAGCAGGUCUAUCACAAGUACCACUCGCGCUGUAUGAAAGAGCGCAAGCGGCUAGGUAUUGGACAGUCGCAAGAGAUGAACACUCUCUUCCGUUUUUGGUCGUUCUUCCUGCGUGAAAAUUUCAAUCGUACCAUGUACGAAGAAUUCAGAACUAUUGCCAAGGAGGAUGCUUCUGAAGGAUACCGAUACGGGCUAGAAUGUCUAUUUAGAUUUUAUAGUUACGGCUUGGAGAAGAAAUUCAAACAUCCAUUGUACAAAGAUUUUCAAGUAGAGACAAUAUAUGAUUACGAAAGCGGACAACUAUAUGGAUUGGAAAAAUUCUGGGCAUUUUUGAAGUAUUACAAGAAUUCCGAUCAGCUUCACGUGGAUCCUAAAUUAAAAGAGUACUUAUCGAAAUUCAAGAAUAUCGAAGACUUCAGAGUAGUGGAGCCACAAAUACUCGAAAUGCUUUACGUUGCGAAGAAACGCAACAGAAGCGUAUCCGAAAGCGCUAGCGGCGAAGAUGUGCGGACAAACAGAGAACGUCGGCUCUCAGGUGGUUCUAGCACCGUCACACUGCCAAUCACAAAUUCCGAAAGUAGUAACGCGCUAAAGUCACGCCUAGAGCCUGUAAAUUCACAGUUUCGUAAUAGAGCCAGUUCUUUCGGUUCCGGUAGGCUAACGAGCCAUCCUCGACGAUGGAAUGACUCCGCGACAUCGUCAUCGUCGUCAAACAACCAGCGAGAUCUCAACAAACAGCAGCCUCGUAGUAGGCACAAUUCCGGUUCCUGCACAAAAUCUCACGAAGUGGUGAGCAAAUCGCAAGUCACUGCCAGAGAUCGUACUCAACCAAACUCCAAGCCUGAAACGACCAAGUUCGUCACGAUGAAGACGGAAAAUGUUUCUUCUUCCUCCCAAAAAUGAGAAACUCAGUUGUGGCGUGGUAAUGAGGUGCGCACGAACUUUUAUUCUUUAAACAGUUCUACGAAAGCGAAGAGAAAUGUAUCGUAUCGCCUUCGAAGAUUGUGCGGUGUUUUACGUAACGUACACCGUGAGAACGUUAAAUGACAGUAAUCGACGAAUACUAGUGCGUAACGACACACUAGGAAGGAUCUAAGAAGGGAAAAAUACGGGAAUCGACGAUUCUCGCGAUCACGAAGAUCAUCGUCGCGAAAUAUAAGCAUUCGCGAAUUGUAAAUGCGCAACACUAGAUUUGUAAUUGUAACAUUACUCAUAAGAUAGUAUCUACUUUUAUUAAAGCCCUUAAUCUAUACAUAUAGAAAUAACGAGGCAUGGCCACACACACACACACACACACACACACACACACACACACACACACACACACACACACACACACACACACACACAUCGUUUUAUUAUUACGAUUUACUAUUUUUACUUGCUUUCCUCCAUUGCUUAUGACAUUUAUAUUGCAUUGGCAGAUGACAGAUAACUAAUAAAAGGAGAGAUGAUGAGAAUCGAA
Messenger RNA from Harpegnathos saltator (Jerdon's jumping ant), 6087 nucleotides. RefSeq names its product La related protein (gene larp). Gene Ontology annotation, molecular function: RNA cap binding. Gene Ontology annotation, biological process: positive regulation of translation; mRNA stabilization. The transcript has 17 exons. Gene Ontology annotation, cellular component: cytoplasmic stress granule; cytosol. The record is from RefSeq and is a predicted model, not a curated record. NCBI's taxonomy places the organism in Eukaryota, Metazoa, Arthropoda, Insecta, Hymenoptera, Formicidae. The coding region runs from base 1197 to 5525 and encodes 1442 amino acids.